CAGUGACGUGGCGGCGGGCGGAGUAAAUCGCUCCUGUCCUGAACGAGUCUUUAAAAUGGCAGCGUUCAUAGGAAAACUGAGGAGAAGCGCACUAUAUGAAUAUACAUAUAAGGUCUAAGACUCAGCUUAAUUACUGCUAACAUGUCGACAUCAACUACUUUCCAUCUGAUGAAUGAACCGGAUUCUGCACCAAUGACCAUACAAAAUACAAAGGAAAGUCCAGUUCGGCCACAACCAGCUCUUCUGAAAAUUCUCCAAACAGCUGGUGCAAGUGGAGAAAUAUUUACUUUAAAGCAGGUUAUGCAUUACCUGGGGCAGUAUAUCAUGGUGAAAGAGUUGUAUGACAAACAGCAGCAGCAUAUUGUCCAUUGUGGCUCCGAUGAACUUGGAAAAUUAUUAGGGAUUACUACGUUCUCUGUGAAAGACCCAAGGCCACUUUAUGACAUGUUGAAGAAAAACCUGUCAAGAGUCACUUGCACCGAUGCUGGUCACAGUCCUUCAAGAGACAAAUCGCUGGCUUCGCACGGUUUGGAACUGGAGAAGAGUUUUAAUAAUAAAACUGAAGUCACAGAAGAUAUCAAGAGAAAUGAUUGUGUUAGUGAUGACGUGUGUACCUCACUUAACAAGAGUCAUUUAAAAGGUAAUGAAAGGUCAGAUUAUACAAAGCAAUCUCUGGAUUUGGUGUUUGAAGAAUGGGAUGAAGCUGGGCUUCCUUGGUGGUUCCUAGGGAAUUUAAGGACAAAUUAUCACCUUCAAAGCAUUGGAUCAACAGACAUUGCCUCAAAUCAGGAUAUAGAUACAGCCCCUGUGUCAGACACAACUGAUGACACGUGGUUCUUAAAUGACUCUCAUUCAGAUCAUAUUAAUAUGGAGGUGAAGAUGGAGGCCCCAGGCUCACUUAGUAAUAAAGUAGAAGAACUUGGUGAAAGUGAUAGCAAAAAGGUGGUUAAACUGACUCUGUAUGAUGAUGACGAUCUUGACGACACGCAAAGUUUAAGUGACGAUACAGAUACAGAGGUCACAUCACAGGACUGCUGGCAAUGUACGAAAUGCCACAAAUUGAAUUCACCAGUGAAACGGUACUGCUACCGCUGCUGGGCACUUCGCAAGGACUGGUAUCUGGACUAUCCUAGUCUCAUUCACUCGUCUUCCACUCCCACCCUUCCUGCCAAAUGUAGUUCCCAGUACAGUAUGGCUGGUUUAGACAUGCCUGACUGUCGUAGAACAGUCUCUGCCCCCAUUGUGGGGGUUCGAGUUCCUGAAUGUAAAGCUCAAGUGCCUUUUCUGGAGCCUUUAGAUUUGGCAGCAAAUUCCAAGGCCCUCUCUAAGAGCACAGAUACACUGCUUACUUACCAGGCUGAAGAAGCCUCACUGCUUUCAAGUCGCCCACUUUUGGAGCCUUGUCGACUGUGCCAGAGACGGCAGCGCAAUGGCAAUGUGGUACAUGGACGCACAGCCCACCUGGUGACUUGUUUUUCUUGUGCUCGCAAUCUUAAGAAGAAUAGGAAAGGAUGUCCUGUGUGCCAGAAGCCUAUACAGAUGGUUGUAAAGAUAUAUGUUGCAUAACUAGGUACUUCAAGCAUCAAUACAAUGUCAUUGCGAUGUCCCAAACUGCAGUUUGAACUGGUAUUUAUUUAAAUUUUAGGCACCUUGUUUAACCUUGGUGGAGACAACUCCAAAACAUACAAAAAAAGUUUGUUUUUUCUAUUUACCUGAAAGGACUGGACAUGUUUGUUAUUUCCACUGGAUUCCAGGGGUUGGUAAAACACGAGUAUGUUUCUUGUGCAACAUUGUUUAUAAGACUUAGCCAGUACACUUUGGGAUACGCUUGCUCUCUGAUUUUUUCCUUCACUACCUGUAAUGAUGAUAAUAUGAUGAUGACCUUAAUGAGAGUUGAUUUAGUCUCUUAAAGGCAUUUAUAAUCAUAAUAAACUGUUUGAAGUUUAGAAAUUGCCAAUUGCAUAGUGUUGCAUCUAUUUUGUUUUCACUAUUUUGUAACUCUUGAAGAAUCCACCUCUUUCUGUACUUAAUAUAGUAUUUCAGGAUGGUGUAAUUAGUCUGUAAUUAAUCUGUGGUGGCUAAGCAAUUUCAGCAAUAUUUGGAGUAACAGUUUGAAUGUUGUUACCGUUGUUACUUUAAUGUGAUUGAGAAUCCAUCUAUUCUGAUGCCUGUUUUGUGAACUGAAUAGACCAUAAUUAGACAUUUUUGACCUACGAGAACAGAAUAGACCAUAUCAUACACUAAUAGAUGCUUUUGCAAGUAAAUCUUCAGUCAGAAGAAGGGAGUUACAUCCUACUGUACUUUUUGGCCCUGACUGCCAGUUGCAUCAAGCAUUGUGGGUGAGAGUGAUCUGAUUAAGAUUCAUGCAGGUUAAUGGAUCAAGUCACACCAGACACCUGGAACCUGGAACCAUGACCAUGAAAAUAUGCCUUUGGACACCAAUGUCCGACAUCCCCAAUAUUUUGCCUGUGGACUUAUGGAACUGCUAACAAGGCAUUUCAACUUAAAGAUUGUCUGCCUAUUUGCUGCGGUAAUCUGUCUGUUUAUUUAUCUCUUGAAUAAAAUUUAAGUUUCAAAAAA
Messenger RNA from Xenopus tropicalis (tropical clawed frog), 2580 nucleotides. RefSeq names its product MDM4, p53 regulator (gene mdm4). Gene Ontology annotation, biological process: regulation of cell cycle; negative regulation of apoptotic process. The coding region runs from base 142 to 1566 and encodes 474 amino acids. The transcript is spliced from 11 exons. Gene Ontology annotation, cellular component: cytoplasm; nucleus. Lineage: Eukaryota; Metazoa; Chordata; Amphibia; Anura; Pipidae. The record is from RefSeq and is a predicted model, not a curated record.